CGAGCGUGACGGCUCCUGACGAGGAGUCGCGGGUGCCGCUUCCUGUUGUCAGUGGCCGAGAGGCCGCAACCUCUGCUCCGAGGCUGAGGAGCUGCCGCAACCGGGAGCGCCCCCCGCCUCGCUCCCUUUUCCGUUUGGUCAUCAAGAAGAAGCUGGUGGGAUCCGUGAAGGCCUUGCAGAAGCAGUAUGUGUCCCUGGACACAGUGGUCACUAGUGAAGACGGAGAUGCCAAUACCAUGUGCAGCACCUUGGAGGCUGUUUUUAUCCAUGGCCUGCAUGCCAAGCACAUCCGAGCUGAGGCCGGAGGAAAAAGGAAGAAAAGUGCCCACCAGAAGCCUCUGCCCCAGCCUGUCUUCUGGCCCCUCCUGAAAGCUGUCACCCACAAGUGAGAUUAGCUGGGGAAGUUUUGCUUUGGGGAGGAUCAGCAGAGCAUGGGACACUUGGCUUUUCCUCCCCAGCUAUUCAGGAAGCCAACAGAGAUGCCCUGUGUUGUAGCAUAGAGAUAGGGUGAGGUAGGGUUGCAAGUGUCUUCUGGAAAGGUUCAUCUCUAGACCAAGCUUCCCAGCCAGUGUGCCAGCAGAUCUGGAGACCCUCAGCACUCAGGCAAGAGCCUGUGGCUGCUUUGAGCCCUGAGACUGGUCGCCUUUAGCAGGAACGGCGUUUUUGCCACACUGGGGCAGAGUUAUGUAGUUACAGCAGAGGUUGUGGCCUGCAAAGCCUAAAGUAUUUACUAUCUGGUCCUUUACAGAAAACGUUUGCUGACCCUGCCUUAGAUUGUUCGAACAUCUGAGUUGUAAAUCUUAUCUCUUAAGGAGGUAUGGGGUUAUUUUUAUUAAAGACUGGAAUCAGGAAGGAGCAUAUGAAUAUUCACCCUGAGACACUUCUCUCUGGCCUCUGUCUGGGCUUUUGAGCAAGUUGCUGGCACUGUGCCUCAAAGGACCACUAAAUGUCACCUUGAGCCCAAAGAAGCCUUGUCAGUCUCUGAUCUUUCCACACCGACUGCCACUGCCCCAUCUCCGGUUCCUCUUCAGUGGCUUUCUAGUUGUCCCCCUAUCUCACUCUGUCUUUCCUUGAGUUUGUCACCUGGUCAACAUUUACUGAGCUGAAGCUCCCGGAGCUUACUC
This is a messenger RNA of Sapajus apella (tufted capuchin), 1124 nucleotides long. Its product is annotated as pleckstrin homology domain-containing family M member 1-like. The transcript has 2 exons. NCBI's taxonomy places the organism in Eukaryota, Metazoa, Chordata, Mammalia, Primates, Cebidae. The annotation marks the transcript as partial. The record is from RefSeq and is a predicted model, not a curated record.